CUGAAAAGCUACCUUAUCCGCGUGUUGCUUACACGGGAAUACUUCUUUCAUUUGAAUAUUCUAUAACAAAUUCAUUAAGAAAAUAAGUGCAAUAUGUAGUGAUUGGUGGAUAUCAAUUAAGCUGUGAUCACAAUCAUGCUUAGUAAACCUGAUGAAGUAUCUUAACUAAACAACUAUAAAAUGAGUCGACUGAGUGUUUUGGGAGGUGGAGAGGCUUGCGGUGCCCGUUGGACGCUCGGGGCACUGCUGCUUGCUCCUCUUGCCGCUGCUAACUCAAGCUAUUGUGCUGUCCUGGCAAUAAUGCUGCUCGCCGCCUACAUAACUUUAGCAACGUUCACGUCACGAGAUUUAAAGAAUUUGGAUGAAUUGCUGCCGCCGAAUAAAACUGUGAGAGGUCGGCGUGAGAGGAACUUGAGGUCGUUCGCAGACUUCAUGGCGUUGUGGAUGUCGUUCUUGUCCCACCUUGUUGCAGUAGCUGUAUGUGCUAGAAUCCUUAGUGCUACUGCAGAUCAUGUUACAGCAGGUCGUACGAGACGAUGGCUAUUUGGAUACGAAACACGAUCACUGGGUGAACCCUGGCCUGAUGUCUUAGGAGUCACUGUUGUUAUGAUUGUUUGCGCCAUGUUCAUGUGUGGUUUAGAGGAGAGCAUAAUGUUCACGUUCAUGCUAUUGGUGGUGCUAUAUAUUUUCAGCCAGUGUUUCGCAAUAUUUGGUUUAAUGAACUUAGAUAUAACAAAUAUAAAAAUGCCCAUACCAAUAACUGUUUACGAGUUAUUUACAGCAGCUGCGCCUAUUUCCUAUGCAUUUGCCGUGGUUUUACCUCCAAAAGAAGAUGAGAGUUUAAGGAAGAAGAUUGUUGUAAUGAUAGUUUUGCCUACAUUAUCAUUAGCCACUCUGUGUUUUCUUUAUACAAAUAUGCUUAAAGGAACGACUAUUGACGCUGCGUUACCUGUUACAACCUUAUUAGAGGCUAAAGCUGCAGGAUGGAUUUGUCCUGUAUUAGCGGCCAUUACGGUAGCAGGGAUUUGUCUGGCUUUGACGGAACUCUGUCCGUUACUGUUCAACGUUCUAGUAACCCUGGCAUCACCAGAAUGGAAAGUUCUUACGAGAUCUAUGACUUAUGAGAGUACAACAACUGGCAGUCCGGUCUUGGCAGUAUUUACUGCAGGAAGUCUAGCGGCAAUUCUAGCAUUUGCUUGUCCAUUGUCACACAUGAUAACGCUAAUGAAUGCCAGUCAUUUACUUGGUAUUACAAUCCAGGCAUUUCAUUUUAUAGUAUUGCGAUGUGUGCCCACAGCUGAACAAAUGGAAGCUGGAGAUAUAGAAUACAAACGUCUGGGGAAUGAAACUACUGAACGUACAGCGAAGUGCUCUGAGAAAAAAGCAAAACGAGGUCUAUGGUUCAUACCUUCAGCUAUUCGUCAUACAAAAACUCUUGAAAGCAUAAAAUCUAAAGUCGGCAAAGAUCCAGAUGAUCGUGAAUGCCUUCUACUGGACGAGUAUACAGGGUGUCCGACGGAGGAAAUAGAUCACGUGACCAGCGGCGGCAGCGGUACAAGAGUCAUCGCUCUAGCUGAAGAAGAAGACGUACAAUCUGAUAUUGAUGGCAGCGAUGCUGAAACCUCAGGGGAUGACUCUACUGAUAUCGAUGCAAUCGUUAAGGAAUACAGAGAUAGAAUACAGGUAGUGACAGCAAUCCCAGAAGCUACUGUCCCUACCCCGCCCUGUGUUCGUGGCGCAAAGUGGUCAGCCGUAGGAGCAGCGAUACAAGUGACAUCGGACGCGCUCAUAGCUAUCGGUUCUUGUAAAGACAAUCUGCGUUUACCCAUGUUCGCUAUUGGAGUGCCGUUAUGGUUGUGUGGGCUCAUUAUCAUAGCGUGGCAACCUUCUCACAAAGUAGGCAUCAAACGUCUCCAGACAAUACAAGCACCGCUAACAUUGAUAAUAUCUGCUUUACUACUUACUCCGUUACUCGUCAGUUCGUGGCCAGCUAUAAUACUCUUUGCGGGAGCAGGCGUAGUGAUAUACGCGCGCUGUGAGCGUUGGUGCGGAGACUUGGCAGUUCAUCAUGCACGUGGAGUUAUCGAGAAAAGACGAAGACAUGCUCCCUCAGCCAGACUCACCCACGUGGACACCGUUUAUAUAGCCAGAUGACAAGAAGAUGACUCGGAUUCGAGUCUUGAUAAUCUGUUAGAAGAAGAUGAUGAAGGUUUGGAUGCUGACGUCGAAUGACAUGAACCAAAAACGAUAAUCAUCAUCACAAAAUAAACAUAAACAAUUCAUAAAAUAUCCAUUAAUAAUUCACUUAAAAUCAGAGCCCAUUAAGUAGAAAAUUCUUUAAAUAGGGUCAAACAAAAUAUAUAUGUCGUUUUAAAGAAGAUUUUUUUUAAACUGAAAUGAAAUCUUCAAUUUUAGUCAAUUAAAAUAUCCAAAACUCUUGCAACGCAAAAAAUACAAUAUGUUAAAAGUACCUUGCUGAAAUUGUUCUAUUAGAUAUUAGUAAAUAAAAAAUAGUAUUUAAUAGCUUUUUGUAAGACGAUAACACGAAGUUAUAUGAUUUAAAAAAUUUGCUAUCAUCCGUCCAUUCAUGUAAAUACUACCUAAAUGUCGACAUUAAAGAUUUCAAAAUUAAUUACAAUAUCACCUGCUGUGAUAUUCAACAAUUAUUAAGAAGUUAUAUGUGUUUCGAAUUACAGGCCAAAAAAUUACAUGAAGAGUGUAGAGAUUCAAAGGUGUUUUGUAUAUUCUUAGUGUAUAGUAGCAAACCAAUUGUACUUUUACUUGAUAAAAAUAUAGAGAUUUUGUUACUGAAAAAAAUAUUUAGAAGAAGAUAUUUUAAAAUAUAAUAUUGCAAAAUCGCUAGCUAAAUUGCCUUUCACUAUGAUAAUUAGAGAAAAAUGUGCCUAUAUUAUAGUCAUUGAUAAUAAUUAUUGUAUCUGAUUUAUUGCUUACACACCUAGUAACUUUUUGGAAAUUAAAACACAUGGCUUAAAACAAACUGUAUCAUAUAAUGAAUAGAUGUAAAUCAUUGGCAGCCUUAAAAGUUUUAUAAUGAAGCACAUAUUACUGUUAUAUAGAUAUAUUUUUAUAAUUCUAUGCUUUUAUAGUUAUAAAUGAUGUGUAUUAGGCAUUAUAUUUAUUGUGUUUAAUAGUUUUUACUGUCGAUCUUGACACUGACACUAUAUUUAUUUAUGCAGAUUCAAGAUUCUACAUAAAUAAAUCCAAAUAAAUCAUUGAAGUCAGGAACGUUAUAAAUAUUUCAAACUGUCAAUGUCAAGGUCGAAAAUACAAAAAAGUAUUUACUGUCAUAAUUAAUAGCAGUCGGCCUUAUAAAUAUCAAAGUUGGUUGUCAUUUGUCAAGUCAGUUUUGCAAUAAAAGAAUAAUAUGCUGUA
Molecule: messenger RNA, 3393 nt
Organism: Danaus plexippus (monarch butterfly)
Lineage: Eukaryota; Metazoa; Arthropoda; Insecta; Lepidoptera; Nymphalidae
Gene: tadr
Exons: 13
Coding region: 181-2154 (657 amino acids)
Biological process (GO): amino acid transport
Cellular component (GO): plasma membrane
Molecular function (GO): amino acid transmembrane transporter activity
Source: RefSeq, a predicted model, not a curated record